Messenger RNA from Callorhinchus milii (elephant shark), 2892 nucleotides. RefSeq names its product transforming, acidic coiled-coil containing protein 3 (gene tacc3). Gene Ontology annotation, biological process: cell population proliferation; cerebral cortex development; mitotic spindle organization. NCBI's taxonomy places the organism in Eukaryota, Metazoa, Chordata, Chondrichthyes, Chimaeriformes, Callorhinchidae. Gene Ontology annotation, cellular component: cytoplasm. The coding region runs from base 54 to 2786 and encodes 910 amino acids. The record is from RefSeq and is a predicted model, not a curated record. The transcript has 17 exons.
CCCAGCCAGAGAGCGGCCCGAGCCCAGCCCGGCCAGAGAGCGGCGUCGUCAGAAUGAGUCUGCAUUUCAUUGAAAACAAUAUCUUGGAUUGUAAUGGCGCAGGCGAUGAACAAUGUGAUCCAUUUGUGGUGAUGGAGCCUACGGGAAGACAGUCAAUCCUUCGAGUGUCACAGAAAGAAAACUUGCCUCCAAAGAAUGCAAUGAAAUUAUCAAAGGUUUCGUUCCAAACCCCUGUUAGAGACCCUGUUACACGCAAAGUACUCGGAACACAUAUGGAUAACAACUGGGAAGAAAUUGCUGCAUUAGAGGAUACUGCAGAGAUUCAAGGAAAAAUGGGAAAUGAAGCUGAGAAAAAGGGGAAUCAAGAUUUUGGAGUCGCUUCUGAGGCACUAGAUUGCUUUGGGUUGGAACAACCACAGAAACCAGAUCUGCAAUCAUCAGAGGCCAACCAGAGUACAUCUACCAGUCACAUAGGACUUGGCAAUGAAGAGAACGUUUCAUCAUCAGGAUCUUACACGUUUGACUUUGACCUGCUUGACACAAUGAACCCAUUUCAGGGCACUUCGAAAGUCUUCAACUCUCCAUCCAUAGAACUCAAUGAAACAAAAUCUGGAUUUCAGAAGCAAUCAUCUGAGCCUGGCUUUCUGGAUGACACCAUUCCCGUUUCAGAAUUAAGUGAUCAAGUAUUGCCAAAGAAAACUGAGCAAGCCAAUGCUAGUGACAGCAAUGAUGAUCAUCAGUUAGAUGCGACAACAAAUGUGCCUGCCAAGACAGAUGUUCCUGAGACAGAUGUUGAAGGCAAGAACUUUGAGGAUCUCCUUGAGAAUAGUGAUCCCUUUGCAAGUAAGACAAAUGUGCAGAAUUCACCGCUUCCCCCGAAAGCCUCAUACGAGUUUGAUUUUGAUGAUAUUGAUUCCAUUAACCCAUUCAAAACUGGAGGAUCAAAACUGCAGAAUUCACCCUUCUCUGCACCAAACCCGUCAGUUCACAUGACAGAGAAGGUGGAAGGCACUAGUGCUGCCCCUGAGGUACAGGUGAAGUUGGAGUUUGAAUUUAAUGACAACAGUGGAGUUCAGAAGAAGCCUCCCCCUAAAAAACUGGGAGUAAAAGCUGGGCACAAGUCUUUACUUAAAAAGCGAGUUGAAGCCCAGGAGAAAAGUGCAAAGAAACCAUUAGAAACAAAGAAACCUGUCAUGCUUGAUGAGAAAAUUGAUCAGGAUAAUAUUCCACCCCCAAAGAUGGAUUAUGCUGUUGUACAGGACAAUUUUGAUGAUGUUAAUUUUAAUCCUUUUGGUGGAGGUUCCAAAAUUGCUAAUUCUCCAGUGGUUCACUCUGAAACAAAGUUACUUGAAGAUUUGGAAAAUUACAGGUCUAUUAUGAAGGACAAUGUACCAGAGUUACCGCACUGUGAUGCGCUACAAAAUACUGGAGAGCUUCCUGUCAGUGCUCCAAACCAACCUGUGGAAUCGACCACUUGUGAAGUACUCCCAAUAAUGGAGGUGAUAGCAGCUCCUGUAUCGACCUCACAGGAUUCUGUACCAUCAUCUGAUGUAAAUGGCCUGUCUACCAGAGAUGCCACUGAUAAGGAGGAGCAGCUAUUUAAUUCUGACAGUGCAACUACUGAAGUUCAAAUCCGACAGUCAGCAAAGAUUGAAACUGAAGCUGUGCAUAUGCUUAAUGUUGACUUUGCUGCAAGGGACUCAUUUGCUACACUUCAAUCAAUUGGGGAAGAUGAAGAAUUCAAGCCUGCUGAUCAAAUUCCUACAUUUAAUCAACCAAUAGAAAUUGAUUACCUGGAACAAUUUGGUGGUUCUUCGUUUCACACAUCUGCUUUAAGAAAACAGUCUCUGUACCUGAAGUUCGAUCCUCUCCUCCGGGACAGUCCUGUCAAACAGUUACAUAAGUUUGUGGAGAUGAACCCUAGUCUGGUUGAUUCAGCGAUAGCUUGUUCCAGCCUUGUGCAUUGUACAGGCACGGAUUUGGUUGAUGCCAAACUGACUGACAAUGAUAAUCAAUCUGAAGAAAGAUACAAAGAAUUGGACUUAUUCACAAUGACUAACACUUCUACCCUGGUCCCUGAUAUUCCAGCUUCUGUUGAUCCUGUAGCUGCCUUUAUAUCCACCAUGGGUCCUGCCGAGGGUGCUAUUAUUGAAGUUCUAAAAUACAGCCAAAAGGACAUGGAUGCUGCAAUUCAAGUUGUACGCCAAGAGGUCAUUGAUAAAGAACGCGAUAUUGCAGAGUGGAAAAAAAAGCAUGAGGCAAUUCUGGAACCGUAUGCAGACAUGAAAAAGAUUGUUGCUCAGUAUUCAGAAACAAUGUCUCAGUUGAUUGAGGAUUCUGAGAAGAAGAGUGAAUUGGCCACAUCCAAACUGAACAAAGUAGCGGAAGAGAAACUACAAGCCUUAAAGGAACUGAACUCUGUGGAAAAGUCAUAUUUUGAAUUGUUCAGAAGGUUUGAAAAACAAAAAGAAAUACUUGAGGGGUACAAAAAGAAUGAGGAAUCCCUAAAGAAAUGCGCCCAGGAUUAUCUUGCUCGGAUUCAGAAAGAUGAGCAGAGAUAUCAAGCACUGAAAGUUCAUGCUGAAGAGAAAUUGAACCUAGCAAAUGAGGAGAUAGCCCAGGUGCGGAAUAAAUAUAAGGCUGAGGUUGCUGCUCUCCAAGCUCAUCUGCGCAAGGAGCAAAUGAAAGUCACUUCAAUUGAGCGAAGCCUGGAAGAAAAGACUAAAGAAAAUGUGGAGCUGUCAAAAAUCUGCGAUGAGCUAAUCUCCAAGAUGGAGAAGAUCUAAUUUUUUUUUCUUGUAAUUUUAUAGAAAUUCUUUGUACCGUCCUCCUAAUGUCUAUUUUAGUACUUGUGCUAAUGAUGCUAGAGAAAAUAAAGUUUGAUUUCAAUCA